This is a messenger RNA of Chinchilla lanigera (long-tailed chinchilla), 2467 nucleotides long. RefSeq names its product coiled-coil domain containing 3 (gene Ccdc3). Gene Ontology annotation, biological process: negative regulation of gene expression. The record is from RefSeq and is a predicted model, not a curated record. Gene Ontology annotation, cellular component: extracellular region. Lineage: Eukaryota; Metazoa; Chordata; Mammalia; Rodentia; Chinchillidae.
UGCUGCGCCCGCUGCUGCUGCUCGCCGCGCUCUGCCUGGCCGGCCGCCCGGCGCGCGCCUGCCAGCUGCCCUCCGAGUGGAGACCCCUGAGCGACGGCUGCCGCGCGGAGCUGGCCGAGACCAUCGUGUACGCCAAGGUGCUGGCGCUGCACCCCGAGGCGCCCGGCCUCUACAACUACCUGCCGUGGCAGUACCACGCCGGCCAGGGCGCGCUCUUCUACUCCGCCGAGGUCGAGAUGCUGUGCGACCAGGCGUGGGGCAGCAUGCUGGAGGUGCCCGCCGGCUCCAGGCUCAACCUCACCGGCCUGGGCUACUUCUCCUGCCACUCGCACACGGUCGUCCAGGGCUACUCCUAUUUCUUCUUCCUCAGGAUGGAUGAAAAUUAUAACCUCUUGCCUCAUGGAGUCAAUUUCCAAGAUGCCAUCUUUCCUGAUACACAAGAAAACAGAAGGAUGUUUUCCAGCCUUUUUCAGUUUGCAAACUGUUCCCACGGACAGCAGCUUGUGACUUUCUCCAGUGACUGGGAGAUCCAGGAAGACACCAGGCUCCUGUGCUCCUCGGUGCAGAAGGCCCUGUUUGAGGAGGAGGACCACGUCAAGAAACUGCAGCAGAAGGUGGCCACCCUGGAGAAGCGGAACAGGCAGCUGCGCGAGCGAGUGAAGAAGGUCAAGAGGUCUCUGCGGCAGGCCCGGAAGAACGGGCGCCAGCUGGAGCUGGUGAACCAGAAGCUGAGCGAAAAGCUGGCGGCGGGGGCCUCGCUCCCGCACAUCAACGCCCCGGGGCGCGAGCCCGCGCGCGCCCCCUACCGGCACGGGUAGUAGGUGAAAAAGGCGGCUGGGCCCGCAACAGUCCCCUCUGGCCAGGGGAGAGACACGGGCUUUCACCGGUGCACUUGUUUCAGACCUUGUAGAUCUCUAUUCUGUAGAGUCUAACCAGAUAGAAUGACAAGUCUUGCUUUCCCCCUGUUGGCCUUAGCCUCAGACCCUGAAUGCUGCCUCCUGUCCUGUCCCCAAUCAUGGUGCCCAGAAGUCCAGGGCUAGCAGGACCCUCGAGGGCUGAGUGCUUGGCCACGGUCUGCCCUCAGUUUCUGGGACAGCCUAGAAAGUGCUCUGGCUGGGGAAGAACCUCAGUGCACACACGUCAAGGGGCUCAGCCCUUGUUUCACACGAAAGUCAGUAGGACCUUGGUGCCUCCUUGUCCACACCUUUGGAAGCAGGCAGCCCCUUCACAACAGGGCAGGACAUCUUGACUUCAUCAGCACCGCCCCCACCCCAGGCCAGCCCAGGUAGGUUCAGCCUGAAUGAGCUCAUCACAGGUAGGGAGUUGAUUCUUAAGUGGGACUGCAGGAAAUUAAACAAGAUGGAUUAUACCUGGUUUUCAAUACCAGCUCCCAAGAGUUAACCAGUGAUACCCAAUCUAGAAGGCAGUUGCUUCUAUGGGGCUGCUGCAUUUCACCAAACUGUGUUUCUGAAUCAGUUUAGCUCAGCUACUGCUUAAUUUUAACUUCUUGUUUGCUCAUGAUUGCUUCUAAUGACUGUGUUUGAGGUGAGCUGCCCCAACACACUGUGAGCUUCUGUUCUGCAGACAUCUCCCUACCUAUGGGAUCAGAUGACCUUGUCUCAUUUCCAUUCAGGUUCCCAAAGGGCUUUUUCCAGAUGUUCCAACCUCUGCUUCUUUAUGCACUCCCCACUCUCUGGCUCAUCUAUGCCUGAUAGUAAUGGCUGCAUAGCAGUGUACUUGGCAUACAGAUCCUUAAGCCAUUGACCCACUUCACCUUCUUUAGAAAGAACUUUUCUAAGGCAACAGAGUAUAAAGGAGAGUAUUCACUCUUUGUACCACAUAGGCACAUUUGAUCAAGUCCCAACUGUGUUUCUAAGAAGUCAGCCAUCUCUUGGUUACCAUUGGAUAAUGGCCCUCCAAACCAGUGCCCUUCCCACCCUUUGCACCUGUGGAAGCCACUGGCCCCACAUCUGGAUCUGCCACCCAAAGACCACUGCAGGCCCUGCAGGGUUAAUGAUGCCACAUUCUGCACUGGAAAUGGCAGAUGCUGUCAGAUUUCUCAUCCCCUGCCAUUAGGAAGACAGGUGCUGCCGCUGUGGCAGUCAGUCUAUGAUGUUGUGAUGAGCCUUAUGUCACUUGAGUCUCAGUGGCAGGCUGCCACCUGGGGGAGAAGUCUAUGCCCUGAACUGGAUAGGAGGGGAAUGACUAUCCAGGGGCACCUGGUUGCUGAAUUUAUGCCCCCAUCUUGUUGGCUUUAUUCUUCAUGGCGUGCUGCUGUAGAAAAUGCAUCUUCUAGUUCAUUCUUCCUGGGCACCUUUUAUUAGAGUAGUUUGCUUACAGCCAAGCAAUUUGGAAGUCUAGGGGUGAUUUAUAGGCUGGGCCUGGAGAACUGUGCAAGCUGGAUCUCUACAGAUGCAUUAUGUUCUGCUUUUUCAAUAAAUGUGAGCAGUAAUUUCAACUACAACAA